AUGUUUUACUCACACCAGCUUCUCGCUCGAAAAGCUCCACUCGGCCAAAUCUGGAUGGCUGCGACUAUGCAUGCGAAGAUUAACAGAAAGAAACUGAGUAAGCUGAAUAUCAUCAAGAUCUGUGAAGAGAUUCUUAAUCCAGCGAUUCCAAUGGCUCUGAGACUUUCUGGAAUUCUCAUGGGUGGAGUUGUGAUUGUCUAUGAAAGAAAAGUGAAGAUGCUUUAUGAUGAUGUUUCGCGUCUUCUGGUUGAAAUUAAUGAAGCCUGGAAAGUAAAGAGUGGCCCUGAUCCUACAUUGCUUCCUAAAGGGAAAUCUCAAGCCAAGAGAUCGGCAAUUACUAUGCCAGAUAUAGAGCAGAUGACUAUUGAAAUGGAACAGUCCCAUCAGUCCAAUGCAACGUGGUUCCAGCAUAGUAACUACGUUUCUAUGACACUUGAUGAUGUGCAGGAACCCGACCUUGGUAAUCGAGAUUCAGGGGAUGAUCACCAUCAAGCUGCUCUGGAGGAUAUUAACUUACCUGAACCUUUCCAAUAUAAUACGGAUCCACCCAAUCAAAAUGAGAGGUUUUUGGCUUUAACCAUCCUUCUUUUGUAUAAUUGUGUUCUUCUUUCUAGCAGUAUUUGUUAG
Trifolium pratense (red clover) is the source of this 627-nucleotide messenger RNA. Its product is annotated as sister chromatid cohesion 1 protein 1-like. The coding region runs from base 1 to 627 and encodes 208 amino acids. The transcript has 9 exons. Gene Ontology annotation, biological process: synaptonemal complex assembly; replication-born double-strand break repair via sister chromatid exchange; mitotic sister chromatid cohesion. The record is from RefSeq and is a predicted model, not a curated record. Gene Ontology annotation, cellular component: synaptonemal complex; cohesin complex. Gene Ontology annotation, molecular function: chromatin binding; protein binding. Lineage: Eukaryota; Viridiplantae; Streptophyta; Magnoliopsida; Fabales; Fabaceae.